AUGAAAUUACGUUUGGUCUACCACUCAGUCAAGCCGAACGUCGCUCUUUACACUUACAACCAACUGAAGUUCCAGCCCAACAUGGUUCUGCCCACGCUCUUUCUCUCGGCUGCCCUGGCCACUUCCGUGGCCGCCUACGAUACCCUCCUCAACUUCAACGGUGCCCCCGAGGUCGAGACCCGUACCAUCGAUGAGAUCCAUAAAGCUGCGCUUGCAGAGGGCGGCGUUGUCACCCUGUGGCAUGGUGGUGAUGAGAAGAACCAGCAGGAUGCCCUGAAGGCUGCCUUUGAGAAGCGCUUCCCCGGCAUGACUUUGAAUCUUACUGUUGAUGUGUCCAAGUACAUCGACGGUAACAUUGAUCGUCAGCUGUCCCAAGGAAACGUCUACGUCGACAGUGUCAUUCUCCAAACGCUUCAGGAUUAUCCCAGAUGGGACGAGCAGGGUGCUCUCCUCCGAUACAAGCCGCUCAACUUCGACAAGAUUCACCCCGGCUUCCGUGACGUAUUUGCUGCUUGGUACGCCGUUGUCGUCUUCGGCUGGACAAACAUUUGGAACGCCGACAAGGUCUCCGAAGGUCCCGUCGACUACCUCGAUUUCCUCAAGCCCGAGUACAAGGAUAAGCUGGUUUUCACCUACCCCAACGAUGAUGACGCUGUUCUCUAUGCUUUUGACCUCGCUAUGCAGCAGUACGGCUACGGCUGGUUUGAGAACCUUCUCACCCAGAACCCUCGCUGGGUUCGUGGUACCGCUACCCCUACCACCGUCAUGGGUCAAGCCAACAACUCCUACGCUGUCACCUUCACCGGCAGCGUCGGCAUGAUCCCUUCUGCCCCCUUCAACAUCUCCAUUCCCAAGAACGGCUUCUUCGUCACGUGGGGUCAACGUGGCGCUAUCCUCAAGGAUGCACCGCACAAAGAGGGUGCCAAGCUCCUGCACAACUUCCUGCUCAGCGACGAGUACCAGAACCCUAACGUCACCGGCUCGUGGAGUGUCCGCCGUGACAUUCCCCCUCCUGCUGGCUUCCCCGACCUGAUGGAGAUCAACUCCACCAACCCGAUCGACUUCGAGCGUUUCAUGGUCAACCGCGAGCGUGUUGAGAGGCUCAAGAUUUUCUUCGAGGACAAGAUUGGUACUGCUCAAGGUCUUAGCCCCUUGAUCGAUGAUUUGUAG
This is a messenger RNA of Colletotrichum karsti, 1170 nucleotides long. RefSeq lists its product as uncharacterized. NCBI's taxonomy places the organism in Eukaryota, Fungi, Ascomycota, Sordariomycetes, Glomerellales, Glomerellaceae. The coding region runs from base 1 to 1170 and encodes 389 amino acids. The transcript has 3 exons. The record is from RefSeq and is a predicted model, not a curated record.